This is a messenger RNA of Charadrius vociferus (killdeer), 3540 nucleotides long. RefSeq names its product diaphanous-related formin 2 (gene DIAPH2). Gene Ontology annotation, cellular component: cytoplasm; actin filament. The transcript is spliced from 27 exons. Lineage: Eukaryota; Metazoa; Chordata; Aves; Charadriiformes; Charadriidae. Gene Ontology annotation, molecular function: microtubule binding; small GTPase binding; actin binding. The record is from RefSeq and is a predicted model, not a curated record. The coding region runs from base 1 to 3540 and encodes 1179 amino acids. Gene Ontology annotation, biological process: actin filament polymerization; actin cytoskeleton organization.
AUGGCUGGGUGGGGACUGACCUGUCAGCCAGGGUCUGUCCACCACGCUCUCCUGGAUACCUCUGAAUGCUUAUCUUCACGAUACGAUGAAAAUAUUCAAAUAAAAACUUUGGCAGAUGAUGUGCGUGACAGAAUAACAAGCUUCAGAAAAUCAGCAGUGAAAAAAGAGAAACCUCUCAUUCAGCAUCCUAUUGACUCUCAACCUUCUAUAAGUGAAAUCCCGCUUGCCCAGGCACUUGUUGAUGAGCGUUGCAUGAACUUAUCAGAAAAAGAAGUCAUGGAUCUCUUUGAAAAAAUGAUGGAAGACAUGAAUCUAAAUGAAGAACGUAAAGCUCCUUUGAGAGAUAAAGACUUGACCACAAAACGUGAGAUGGUUGUCCAGUACAUUUCUGCAACUGCCAAAUCUGGUGGAUUGAAAAACAGCAAGCAUGAAUGCACGCUGUCCUCGCAAGAAUAUAUUCAUGAAUUGCGAUCUGGAAUUUCAGAGGAAAAGCUUCUUAAUUGUCUAGAGUCUUUGAGAGUGUCUCUAACUAGCAAUCCAGUCAGCUGGGUUAACAAUUUUGGACAUGAAGGUCUUGGACUUCUGUUGGAUGCAUUGGAAAAGCUUCUUGACAAGAAACAGCAAGAAAGUAUUGAUAAGAAGAAUCAACAUAAACUUAUCCAGUGCCUCAAAGCAUUUAUGAACAAUAAAUAUGGAUUACAAAGGAUUCUAGGAGAUGAAAGAAGUCUCCUGCUGUUAUCGAGAGCAAUUGAUCCAAAGCAACCACACAUGAUGACUGAAACAGUGAAAAUACUUUCUGCUAUCUGCAUUGUGGGAGAGGAAAAUAUUCUGGACAAGAUUUUAGGUGCUAUAACAACUGCUGCUGAAAGGCACAACAGGGAACGCUUUUCUCAGAUUGUUGAAGGACUGGAAAACCAUGAAUUCUUACAACUUCAGGUGGCGUGUAUGCAGCUCAUAAAUGCCCUUGUUACUUCUCCAGAUGAUCUUGAUUUCAGGAUACACUUGAGAAAUGAGUUUUUACGUUGUGGCCUGAAGAAGAUAUUGCCUGGCUUGAAAGAUAAGGAAAAUGAAGAGCUUGAUAUUCAGCUGAAAGUGUUUGAUGAGAACAAAGAAGAAGACUUAAUUGAACUGUCACAUCGUCUCAAUGAUAUCAGAGCUGAAAUGGAUGAUGUGAAUGAAGUAUUUCAUCUGCUGUACAAUAUGUUGAAAGAUACUUCUUCUGAAAAUUAUUUCUUGUCAAUUCUCCAACAUUUUCUUCUCAUCAGGAGUGAUUACUAUGUCCGACCUCAAUAUUACAAGAUAAUAGAAGAGUGUGUAUCACAGAUAGUAUUGCACUGCAGUGGCAUGGACCCAGAUUUUAAAUGCAGAGGAAGAAUGGACGUGGAUUUUACUCAUCUUAUCGAUGCAUGUGUGGACAAAGCUAAAGUAGAAGAGAGUGAAAAGAAAGCAGCAGAAUUUUCCAGAAAGUUUGAUGAAGAGUUCACAGCUCGGCAAGAGGCACAAGCAGAGCUUCAGAAGCGAGAAGAGAAAAUCAAAGAACUUGAAACAGAAAUCAAACAGCUACGAACCCAGGGUCCAAGCCUGACAGGUCAAGUGACAGAAGGAGCACCAUUACCUCCAACCCUACCAAGUGAGAAUGUGCCACAAUCCCCAGCGCCUUCAUUACCUGGUGGAGCAAUACCUCCUCCUCCUCCGCCACCUCCACUACCUUGUGGAGUAAUACCUCCUCCGCCUCCGCCUCCUCCGCCUCCACCUCCUCCGCUGCUGGGUGGAGCAGCAAUACCUCCUCCGCCUCCGCUGCCUGGUGGAGCGGCACCACCCCCUCCUCCACCGCCUCCACUGCCUGGUGGAGCAGCACCACCUCCACCUCCUCCGCUACCUGGAGCAGCACCACCUCCACCACCUCCGCUACCUGGUGGAGCAGUACCUCCUCCUCCACCGCCGCCUUUUGGUGGGCCUCCAAUGCCACCACCUCUUGGAGGUGCUCUUUUUGCUCCCUUUCCGGUGACACCAGUGUUACCACAUGGGAUGAAGGAGAAGAAAAAGUACAAGUUGGAAGUCGCAAUGAAGAGAAUCAACUGGUCAAAGAUUGAGCCUCAAGAGAUAGCAGAAAACAGCUUUUGGGUAAAAGCUGAAGAAGAUAAAUUUGAAAAUCCAGAACUGUUUGCAAAAUUGGCAGUUACUUUUGGAACGCAAAUGAAAGCUAAAAAGGCAGUAGAAGAAUCAGAAGAAAAGAAGACAGCUCAGUCAAAGAAAAGGAUUAAAGAAUUAAGAGUUCUGGAUGGAAAAAGCGCACAAAACCUAUCAAUAUUUUUGGGUUCUUUCCGUUUGCCUUAUGAAGAAAUAAAAAAUAUAAUUUUAGAGGUGGAUGAAGAGAAGCUGAGUGAAUCCUUGAUUCAGAACCUAGUGAAGAAUCUUCCUGAGCAGAAAGAACUCAAUGCCUUAGCCGAAUUAAAGGAUGAAUAUAAUGAUCUUGCUGAGCCAGAACAGUUUGGAGUUGUGAUGAGUUCAGUGAAAAUGUUGCGGUCACGUCUCAAUGGUAUCCUCUUCAGGCUUAUGUUUGAAGAGCACGUGAACAACAUCAAACCUGACAUUAUGGCAGUUACACUGGCUUGUGAGGAGAUGAAGAAGAGUGAAAGCUUCAGUAAGCUUUUAGAGUUAGUGCUGUUCCUUGGAAACUACAUGAACUCUGGCUCCAGAAACGCACAGUCUCUCGGUUUUAACAUCAGUUUUCUUUGCAAGAUUCGAGAUACUAAAUCAUCAGAUCAGAAAACAACCUUACUGCAUUUUCUGGCAGAAAUCUGUGAGGAGAAUUACCGGGACAUCUUAAAAUUUCCGGAUGAAUUGCAACAUGUUGAGAGUGCGAGUAAAGUUUCAGCCCAGACUCUGAAGAGCAACCUUGAUUCAAUGAACCAUCAGAUCCAGCGUCUAGAAAAUGACAUUGAGAAUUUCCCGAAAACACAAGAUGAACACGAUAAGUUUGUAGAAAAAAUGAGCAGCUUUGCUGAGAAUGCACGAGAGCAAUAUGAAAAAUUGUCCAACAUGCACAACAACAUGACUAAAUUGUAUGAAAAUUUGGGAGAAUACUUUACCUUUGACCCCAAAGCAAUAAGCAUUGAAGAAUUCUUUGGCGAUCUGAGCAACUUCAGAACUCUCUUUUUGGAAGCGUUAAAAGAAAACAACAAAAGAAGAGAAUUGGAGGAGAAAACGAAGAGAGCCAAACUGGCAAAAGAGAAAGCUGAACGAGAGAAACUGGAGCGACAGAAGAAGAAGCAGCAGUUGAUUGAUAUGAACAAAGAGGGUGAUGAGACUGGAGUGAUGGAUAGUCUGCUUGAGGCUUUGCAGUCAGGAGCAGCAUUCAGAGAUCGCAGGAAACGAACACCAAGAGGACAAGAUUUGGCUAAGGCAGCGCUGAUCCCAGCGCUUUGGGAGGAUCCCAGCGCUUUGGGAGGAUCCCAGCGCUUUGGGAGGAUCCCAGCUCCCAGGUCUUUGGGAGGUCUGAAACACUGCACUAGCGCAACUAUGUUGGCUCCUGAGUGA